AUGGCCACAUCCACCCUCGACGUCGAGGCGCAUGUUCUGCCUACCCAACUUCGUCUCCGACAUCAUGCACAGAGUACCAUCACCAGACUCCACACCCUGCCACGAAAACAUCCAAUCUGGGACGCCCUGUCACGCGCUCAUAGACGAAGAAAUAAUCUUGGAUUGUACGCCCGGUUCCCACUAGCGGGAGUUUUGAAGAUAAUGGACCUGGAGAGGCUACGCGAAAUUGAAAUGAUCGACCUCGCCCCGCUGCCACCUUGGAGGCCCGAGACAUUUUCGAAAAUCGAGAUUGAGCCGCACCAGGAAAGCGCCAUGGAACGAGCAGAGGCGGCACGCUCCGCCUCAGACAUUGUCGUCUACUCAGAUGCCUCGGGACGCCAAGGCCGCCUGGGCGCAACUGCAACGACACUCAAUGACAGCACGGAGACUACGGAAUCUCUACAGAUCCAUGUUGGGCCAAUGGACCGAUGGUCGGUGCAUGUCGCAGAGCUACUAGGGAUCUGCAUACUAUCAAUAUCAUCAACAGCGCUGCCCUCAAGCGAUGGAGUUUGA
Molecule: messenger RNA, 552 nt
Organism: Penicillium atrosanguineum
Lineage: Eukaryota; Fungi; Ascomycota; Eurotiomycetes; Eurotiales; Aspergillaceae
Exons: 1
Coding region: 1-552 (183 amino acids)
Source: RefSeq, a predicted model, not a curated record